This is a messenger RNA of Xylaria bambusicola, 1202 nucleotides long. Its product is annotated as P-loop containing nucleoside triphosphate hydrolase protein. Gene Ontology annotation, molecular function: GTP binding; GTPase activity. The record is from RefSeq and is a predicted model, not a curated record. The transcript is spliced from 4 exons. Gene Ontology annotation, cellular component: endosome. Bases 107 to 1087 code for a protein of 326 amino acids. Gene Ontology annotation, biological process: regulation of endocytosis. Lineage: Eukaryota; Fungi; Ascomycota; Sordariomycetes; Xylariales; Xylariaceae.
CUGCUCACGUCCCUAUCCCACUGCGCUAUCUAUCCCCGGUAUUGCUUCACUCAUCCUGGCUUGAAUACUCUGUUCUGCGCAAGAGGAGAGCGGAUCCAGCGCCAACAUGACACGCCCGCGGCGAUCCUCCGUGGCGAGCGAGGAGAGCACGGGGACUGCCGGUGACCAGGAACUAGGGAGCAUGUAUGAUUACCUAGCCAAGAUAAUACUGUUAGGACCGAGCGGCACUGGAAAAUCUUGUUUAUUACACCGUUUUGUAAAGAGCGAAUGGCGUGUCCUCUCGUCGCAAACGAUUGGGGUUGAAUUCGCGAGCAAGAUCAUUAAAGUUGGCACCGGCGCGCGGCGGAAACGAAUAAAGUUACAGCUAUGGGAUACAGCAGGCACCGAGCGGUUCCGCUCCGUUUCGCGAUCAUAUUACCGCGGGGCAGCGGGCGCUGUUUUAGUCUACGACAUCACUUCUCAUAAUUCCUUUCGAGGACUCCAACCUUUUCUGAACGAUGCGCGGGCGCUCGCUUCUCCGAACUUAACCCUUCUCCUCGCAGGCAAUAAACUCGAUCUCGCCAACGACUCUCUCAUCGACACGAGUAUACCAACUGCGACGCCAUCGAGCACAGGCUCGAAUUUUCCCUACGGCACGUCGGCUGGCACGGCAAGCGCCGGAUUAGGUGCGCAACUGCGCGCCACAGUCGCCCCGGAAGGGCGCGAGGUCUCACCCGAAGAGGCAUCACGGUGGGCCAGCGGUGUUAAUGUACCGGUUACCAUGGAGGUCUCGGCGUUCUCCGGCGAGGGCGUAGAUGAAGUAUUCGGACGGCUUGCGCGCAUGAUUCUAACGAAGAUCGAGCUGGGGGAGAUUGAUCCCGAUGAUCCGAUGAGCGGUAUACAAUAUGGCGAUGGAGGCAUGUGGAAUGCCGGCGCCAGCGACGGCGCUAGCAUUAAGAGCUCUAUGACGGCGGACGAAAUCGCUCUUGGAGGAGCCAGCGUAAGGAAGAGGAGACGAGGCAAGAAUCGCGUUCCGAAUUGGGGAAUGCGGGAAUGGGAGGAGGUUUUCACGCUGAAUCGUGGACGGGGGAGGGGAAAUUGCUGCUGAGAGGACCUCGUUGUUACGGUGUGUUUUUUUCCUUUCGCGAGCGCGAAGGGAGGAGUUAAUAAUGGUGCUCGUUCUGAAAGUUACGACAGGGGCGUACGGCGGAUCGAACGAAGAC